Messenger RNA from Macroventuria anomochaeta, 3291 nucleotides. RefSeq lists its product as uncharacterized. Gene Ontology annotation, molecular function: DNA binding. The coding region runs from base 452 to 3124 and encodes 890 amino acids. Gene Ontology annotation, biological process: regulation of DNA-templated transcription. NCBI's taxonomy places the organism in Eukaryota, Fungi, Ascomycota, Dothideomycetes, Pleosporales, Didymellaceae. The record is from RefSeq and is a predicted model, not a curated record. The transcript is spliced from 5 exons.
AGCCGGCAGCCAGAAACGACCUCUCAUCAGUUCGCACCACGUCCGGGCUUGCAAUGCACUCAAUGAUGAUGCAGAAAGCGAACAUAAAGAACAUUUGUAACUUCAAAGCAGCGGUAGUCACUGGUUGGCACCUGAGUCAGCAGUACAAAUCCUUCAGCCUCCUGUCAAAAGUGGGUGCACCCCGCCAAAUUUUGAUGGGUCCGUCAUUCAACUGCGCGCCCUUCGAAUUGACAUCCACGCACUAAGCCGUCCUGGUCGCGACUAGCGUGCUCCGAUCUGACUCUGAGCAGGCCUCUUCUAAGGCACUUAUCGCUCAAAUCUACAUACACGCCUUAUACUCUCCUUUGACAUUCCUGUUUCCAGGUAGAGGGCGUGUUUGUUUCCACUAUAUUGCACCUUUUCCGUCGUCAAUUGUCUCGUGGUGACAAAUCAGCUUUGAGUGGCCAUCACCAUGGCUGCUCCGAACGCCGAUAUGGCGCAGUUCUUCGACUUUGGCGAAGCAGCUAUGCCCGAUGUCCACCAACAAGUGGGUCAGGAUGCUUCAACAAUACAGACGAGUGAGAGUCAACUUCUUGAUGCUUUUCUGGAAACGGACAACCUCCAAACCGAAGCAUUCAACACAGACUUCUCGAGUUGGCUGCCUGGAUACCAGAAACCAGCCAACCCUUGCGAGUAUUGUCGUUCGAAGUCCCUUGAAUGCUUUAUCUAUAACGCAAAGGGCGAUGGAACGUCAGGUUGCUCGCCUUGCAACAAUCUCUUCCGACCAUGCAGCUUCUCUAACCCAGAGUUGAUGCCCUACCGAACCCAGAGGACCGCUUUGGAUACGCUAGAUGUCGUGGGCGAGGAUGACGUUCACCAAAUUGGUGGCCUGACCCGCAGAAAGCAGUUGAGGUCGAAAGGUCACAUUGGACCUAUCGAUGACGAGAGUGGAGACCUUGGCCCCAAGAAAGGCGCUGCCGCGGCUCGGUUCCCACGAGCGGCUGUCAAGAUCCUGAAAGACUGGAUGCUCGAACAUCACGAACAUCCCUAUCCAACUGAGGAAGAGAAGGAAAUAUUGGGCCAACAGACUGGCCUCUCGUUAGGCCAGAUCUCGAACUGGAUGGCCAACACACGGCGAAGACAAAAGGCGAGGCCUAAACGAAGCUCGUCACCCAGUAUUCGACCAAACACGCAAGCGCUCAACAUCCCAGCGGGCAGGACUUGGGAGUCUCUGAAUCCCUUCGAACGAUGGAAGCAUUCUCCCCCUGAAAACGAACCUGCUCCCCUGACGGCUAUUGCCCAGGCCGUGGAAACCUUCGACCUGCCCGAGAACGCUAGCGCCAGCAGUAGUUACCAGCACCUCUCGUCUAACAAAAGUACCGACAGCUUCUCGGUCUUCAGAGCGCCUUCGCUGUCGUCUUUGGAGACUGGCUUCACGAACAUGUCUUCUGGAUCCCUCGGCUCCCACAACACAGCCUACUCGCACGGCUCUAGGCAUUCUCUCGGGUCGAUGAACAGCUUGAAGUCGAAAGAGAGGCGCAGGCGGCGACGCAUCCCCACUCGAGCCCCCAAGGACGCCGAAAAUGACGCUAACCGUCUCUUCCAGUGUACAUUCUGUACCGAUCGUUUCAAGUCAAAGUAUGACUGGUCAAGGCACGAGAAGAGUCUUCAUUUGUCGCUAGAGAAAUGGAUCUGUGCGCCGUUGGGCGAGGUCGUUGCUGACACCACAACCGGCAAGAGUAAGUGCGUCUACUGCGGUGAGCUCGAACCGACUAAGGUUCACCUCGCCACCCACAACCACUCUGCUUGCGAAGAAAAGGGCCUUGAGUCUCGUACAUUCUAUCGAAAAGAUCACCUGCGGCAACAUCUGCGGUUGAUGCACGAUGUCAAGAUGACUCCGAAUAUGGAAUCGUGGAAGUCUGAAGCACAGUACAUCAAGUCAAGGUGCGGCUUUUGCGGUAUGGAGUUCGACAAGUGGCAGGACCGAAUCGACCACCUGUCCAAAGAGUUCCGGAAUGGUGCGAACAUGAAAAAUUGGAAAGGUUGUCGUGGUCUUGACGCUUCGGUGGCUGUACACGUCACCAACGCCAUGCCUCCGUACCUUAUCGCGGACGAGAGCAAGUCGCCGUUCCCUUUCUCGGCGAGCAAUACCAACAGUUGCAGUCGCAUGCCCGUAAUGCUUAGCAGCAAGGACCUAGAGUACCUUGUCCCGAACACCACCAACCUUUCGGAUGCCUAUCAAGGUGACGGACACAAUGUAGGCCCUAUCGUGCUUCAAAAUACCACAUCCCAGGACUAUUCGUCUUCAGAAUCACCAGACAAUCAUUCUAGGGCCACUUGCUGGGAGAUUUUGACGCUGCGCUUGGGUCGGUUCGCCCGCCAACACAUCGAAAAGCAUGGAGCAGGUACAGUCACCGACGAAAUGUUGCAAAAGGAAGCUCGAAUCAUCCUCUACGGUGAACCUGAUGACCCGUGGCAUCAGACCGCUGCCGAUAACCCGGAAUGGCUCAACCUCUUUAAGAAAGCCCAUGGCAUCGACCACACCAUCCAAGUGCCAGGUGUAUACUCUCAACACGAGAUCUACGAAGACCUCGGUCUCGGCUCCGCCGCCCAACUCGACCCCAGCUUCAACGUCGCCAAUGUGCACGCCUUCAACGUGCUUAACCUACCCGCUAACGAUCCGUCGCGCGCUCUCCAAUUCGAGUGCUCCCUCUCUGGUAGCACAGCAAUGUACGACCACGCGCGCCACCUCUCCUCCACACAAUCGCCCCACAGCGUCCCUGGCCUGACGGGUUCUACAUCUGCCUCCCCAACGACAACCGCAUCGCGUCGUGCAUCCGCGAUGGCAAUGGCACCCAUCACCGAGCAGAUCUGCACUAAUGCGGAUCUGGAUAUGAGCAGGGUGAUGGAUAAUUUCCACCUUCCGAGCUGGGAUCAGCUGCCGAGUGAGUUCCAGAACCCGACAACGAGCGCAGGAUUUGAGAGCAUGAUACCGAUCAAUGCGAUUACGAGUGCGAUGGGUGUGAGUUCGAGUAAUGCGCCAGCGACGAUGGCGUGGGAUGAUAAUGAGUUGAGCUUUGAUAUGGAUAUGGAUUUGGAUUUUGCGACGGAGAUGGCUAAUGCUGGGAUGGCGUCACAACUGUGAAUGGUCACGGGGAACGGCAUGAGUAGACAUAGAACUUGUAGCGGAUGUCAUGCGUGAAUGAUGGGCGCUGUGGUUCUCUCCUCUAGGUUCGGGGAUGCAGGCGUUGGUACGGUGUUGGCGUUCAAGCGGUUGCAAAGUGAAUUGACGAGUAAUAAAGUUCUUCCAAG